GAGACAAUUGUUGUUGAGGAUUAUAAAAGGAAGAGAAAAAAGAUGAUAUGUUAGAUUCGCAAAGAACAAACCCGAUCCCAACCAUUAUCUCAUUAUCUACAAUGAUGCGAUUUACAGUUUUCCCUCUCGUUGCUAUUGCAACCAUUUUUGGCAUUGCAUUUGCUGGACCUAUCUCUUUGGAAGAACGUUCUAGUGGUCUGUCUUGCGGACCAGUACUUCAAACUACAGAUAAGUUAGGCUAUGGUGACUCAACCGGUGGUUAUCCAAGAUUCACACUUGGUAAAAAGGUUGAUGAACAUGGACAAUGGCAAGUUACACAAUUAGAAGAUGGCGCUGAAACAUUGAAUGUCAAUAUUCGUGGUUGCAAUUCUACUUACCUUGGCCUCUAUAGUAACACAAACGAUGAGGCCGUAUUCAUGAACCCUUACGGAUACGUUUCAUUCGGCAAAAUCUUCUUAGCAGAAGACAAUAGCAAGUGUCUACAACGUCAUGAAACUUUACCAUCCUCAGAUCCUAACAAGAGUACACAUAUUACCGUUGAAGAAUGUUCGAACGAUGAUGAUGCAACUCAAGCAAGACAAUUUUGGUAUUUCCAAGACAUGUACAACACCGCCAAUCCACUCAUAAAAGCAACAAGCGGAGACAUGCCUUUCAUUCCACUUGAUAUUUUCUUAUCAAACACCAGCCCUCCAGCACUUAUUACUUCUAGAAAGAAUGCUGGUGCUCCCGAAAAUGCCAUCAAUCUUAGUUGAUUUGAAAUCCCUUUCGAUGACAACGAUCAGUCGUCUCUCUCAGUAGACAUUUCUUUCCUCCUUACACUCUAAUUGGAUACCUUUCUUGAGUUCAUUGACGGUCCAUAUGAAUAAGCUGGAUGCGUGCGUACGUGUGCAAAUACAUCGAACGGUCUAUGUAACCGCGCUCAUUCGGCAC
Meira miltonrushii is the source of this 930-nucleotide messenger RNA. RefSeq lists its product as uncharacterized. The transcript has a single exon. Lineage: Eukaryota; Fungi; Basidiomycota; Exobasidiomycetes; Exobasidiales; Brachybasidiaceae. The coding region runs from base 102 to 752 and encodes 216 amino acids. The record is from RefSeq and is a predicted model, not a curated record.